AUGAGUACCAAUUCAAGCGAUGAAUCCCCCAGGCAGAUCGAGAAGGGCGAAGAAACAGAAUUGAAAAGACCACCUUCCAACAAUAGAGAAGUCAAUAUCAAGACAGGUGCAGGUUCUCUCACAGAUGAGAAUGUGGGGCAAGGCAGCACUCCACCAGAAAGACGUGAGCAAUUGCAGCGAUCAUCCAGUCGCUCUCCAAACGGGAAACAUAGCAGUUCCAGGCAUCUGUCGUCAAGGCGUUCGUCUCAUGACAAGGACAGGACUCGACCUUCUGAAAGGAAAUCGACUAAGUCUUCUGGUGACAAGCACAGCAGUUCCAGACAUCUUUCGAGUUCAUCUUCGAAUGACAAGCAGAAUCGUUCUGAAAGGAUAUCAAAGGACGGUUCGUAUGAUAGGCGUCGCGAUUCUAGAAGGAGUUCAAAUAGGUCUUCGCGUCGAAAGCAUAUGUCCGAGCGGGAAUUAAGCACGCCUCAACAUAAAAGGAAAAGCAGUUUAGAAGGGGAACCUGGAGUACCCUACUAUGACAGGCAAUAUGAUUCUAAAAGGAAGUCGAGCAGGCAUCUGUCUGAAAAGAACAGCUCUGAGCGGGAAUUACGCAGGUCUCCGCACAAAUGGAGUAGCGAGCGGGAAUUAAGCAGGUCCCACAGAAGGAGUAGCGAAAGCAAUCAGCGGCUCUCAAGCCGUAGAUUUGACACGAAGUCUUGCACAAAACCUACGUCGGACCACGUUGAGAGGGAUAUACAUGAACGAAGACGCUCCAAGGGAAGUAGUCCACAUCCAAGGAGUCAGCGGGAUGGAGAUGAUCCAUAUCAUCAUUCAAUUGCUAGUCCCCCUUUUAGCACUGGUCAGGAUCUUAGAAGUGCCAUUUUGCUAUAUGAAACAGAUGACACAGAUGCCAAGGCGAAAGAGAAAUCACGGAGAGGAGGUUCCGAACGUGUCGUUACUCCAGGAAUUGAACAUACAUCUAGCAAUAGCAGUGCCGCCGUCAGUAUGUUGUAUGGAGAUAACACAGAUACUGAUGCCAAGGCGAAAGACAAAUUACGGAGAGGAGGUUCCGAACGUGUCUUGAAUCCAGGAAUAGAACAUAUCUCCAGCAAUAGCAGGGCCGCCGUCAGUACGUUAUAUGGCGAUGACAAGGAUGCUGCUGCCAAGGCCAAAGCAAAAGCGUCCAGAAGCGGUGGAGCCGCGAUGUUCAGUCCAUCAGCGGGUACCAACAGUAGUACUAAGAGUAUUGCAACUAUCAAUACCCUAUAUGGACAAGACGAGGAUUUCAAAGCCAAGGCAAAAGCAUCUCGAGGCAGCUCAGAACUGGCGAGUAUCCCUGGUGUGGAGAGCAUAGCCCUCAAUAGCACGCAUACAUCUGUCAGUACGCUAUAUGGAAAUGAAGCAGAUUCCAAGGCAAAGACAAGGGCAGCGAGCGGAGGCUCCGAGAUAGCAAGUAACCCAGGUGUUGAGAGUGUAAACUAUGACGAAAGUGUUGCCAGCACUGUUGAUACACUAUAUGGCAACGAUGAUGACGUUAAAGCCAAAGCAAGAGCAUCACGAGGUACUCCGAAAUUUGCGUCCAGCCGGGGCAUGGGAAAUGCAGCGACUGGCAUGCCAUCUCUUACUGAAAGCAUUCCGGCAGAGAGCGUGAGUUCUUCAGAAAAUGAUGUUGAAGAACCAGUUGCAAGAAGGGUGUCUAUUGGAAGCACAGAAUCUGGACGUUCAAGAAAUUCCAAUCCGGAACGUGAGAUUGAUUGUGGGGCAAAUGGUGUCCCUUCAGCGGCUAUGGGUGCUUUACAAAUACCGAAUGAUCCUAAUGCAGCCCGAGUACAGGAUCCCGACAAAAAGAAGGGAGCUGAAGAGGAAAAAGAAAAGUCCAAAAAGAAACCUUUUUUGUUGUUCUUUUCACUUCUUUUUCUGAUUGGCGGAGGAGCAGCGAUUUGGUACUUUCUUUUCAGAAAUGGUGACACUAGCAACGAAAAUCCUCAGAUCAACCCAUCCAACAUUCAAGAUCCGAGCAGUGCACCUUCGCCACCUGGCCUCGCAACCGUGACGCCUGUGGUUCCACUAGCUAGUAGCAGCCCAUCAAUGUUCCCUAGCAGUUUGCCAACAAAAGGGAUGUUGUAUGAGCGUCUAAACGAGUCAGAUUGUGAAGCAAUCGCCAGAAACCAAACAAUCUCAGGUCGAGAGCAAAAGGAAAACGCCAAUUUCGGGUUAGAUUUAGAGGUUGUGCUUUCUGAUAACGCCACCAUGACAGAACCAUUAGUAGAACAGUUAUUGGAUGCAAUUCAAGAGAAGAUUCUUCCUUCUUUGGCAGGCUGCUCCAUCAUCGUGGACAGGUUCUUGGAGGAUUGGCGUUUUGUGAUUUUCGAUGCUUUUGUGAAAGGCAGUGUGCAACCUGAAGAAACAUGCUAUGAUGCAGAAUUGCAAGGCCAAAACUGCCAUCGGGUCUAUGCGGAGCUGGCUCUUUUUCUGAAAGGCAAAGUUAGGUUCCUAGACAUCAUUCGUUUGAUAAGUGAUGAGAAGGAUAAUUUCUCGAAUGAUUUGGGACUAUCCGAUCAGUUUCUGUUUGUGAAUUUGUUUCGGGCCGAGGGGCUGACACCUACCGUUCCCCCCACAAUGUUACCAAGCAAUACACCGAGUUUGACUCCUAGUCAGGCUCCAACAGGAAAACCAACUCCGACCCCGACAUCUGUUGCGUCGAAAGCUCCGACAAUUUUCCCUACAGGGGAGGGUUCAAGAUCUCCAACUCUGGUACCGAGUUUGGAACCAUCACUGAUGCCUAGUACAGGGAGUCCAUCUUGGAAUCCCUCUUUGCAACCAACAGAAGUACCGACGGAGAGCCCGAGUGCGGAGCCAAGUUCCGUUUUCUCAAGGUCGCCAACUUUGCUUCCAACGAGAGAUCCAAGUGGAAGACCGACUAUGAAUCCAUCAACGGCACCAACGGCAAGACCAAGUAAACCUCCAACGAUGGCACCAAGUCCACAACCGAGUGCAGUACCUACGUCUGUUCCAAGUGCACCGCCCACUGCUUCUCUAGUUCCUUCCGUGAAGCCAUCGUCUAUACCUAGUUUGAUUCCAAGUUUAGAGCCCUCAAGAUUGCCAUCCAGUGCUCCAAGUUCCCAGCCUUCAGUGGCAACUUUUUUCUGGGCUCCCUGUGGUCGUGUGGGACGCUGUUCUCCAGCUAGUAGUGUCCAGAACUCGAACUAUAUUAGGUUCAAUGGAACCCCAGCAGGGAGACAGAUAGGUAUUCGCUGUUGCUCGGACAUUGCGCUGCCGCGGUUUAGGCAAAAUGGUGCCACUUGUCCAUACGCCGAUUCGGAAAUUGAUGGAGUAUGUUACGACAGUGUGACAUGGUUCGAAGCGGUGACGUUGUGUUCAAGCAUUGGAGCACGUUUGUGUACCAAAACAGAAUUGGAAGAUAACUGUACGAGAGGAACAGGCUGUAAUCACGACAAUAGAUACUCUUGGUCUAGUACCCCAGGUCCUUGA
Messenger RNA from Cylindrotheca closterium, 3477 nucleotides. Lineage: Eukaryota; Bacillariophyta; Bacillariophyceae; Bacillariales; Bacillariaceae. The record is from the annotation of a GenBank genome assembly.